UUGCCUGUCAAUAUAAACCUGUUCGGCUGCUGAAGACACCCAUUCAAUGUCAAUACAAGCCACAACUAUCCGAUCAGUUCAGUUUGUGGUUUGGUAAACUGGUGCCAUAUAUGUACCAAUCCCCUUUGUGAUUAUACUCCGUUCAUGCUCUCAUCUCCCUUAGCAUUGUGAAUAUUCAUACCGAUUGCAUCCCAAAAGGAACUUUCAGGCUAGAAAUAUGAGUCUUCCUGUACAACUCUGGGCUCUUGUCACUGUUAUUUGCAUUACCAUUGCCGUGAGCUAUAUCUUCAAAAGGCUGUUCUCUCGUCAUGGGCUCCCACCCAGCAUUCCCUGGGCGGGAUGCGCAGAAGGCAAGCAAGGGGCCUUCGCCCGUGCAAAGUCGACUCUACUCAGCUUUUUCAGGAUGAAAGACGUGAUCAAUGACGGGUACCAAAAGUACUCCAAAGCCGGCAAAGCAUACAUUCUGCCGAAUAUCUUAACCGGUCCGGAGGUUAUCAUCCCUCACUCGCAGAUGCCGUGGCUACUGAACCAGCCGGAUCACAUCAUGGACCAGAACGCGACCAAUGUGCAAUUCCUGGCUGGGGAUCGGACGAUGCUGCACCCCCGCAUUCUCUCUGAUACUGUCCACAAGCGAGUCAUCAAUCGGGAGAUGACCAAGUGGCUGGACUGCUACUCCGCAGACAUCGUGGACGAGAUCACCACCAGCUUGGACGACAUCUGGGGUUCCCAUGCAACCAUUAAACCGGACCUUCUCGGAUGGAAGGCUGUGCCUCUAUAUCAAAGUCUGCUGCAAGUCAUUGCGAGAAUCUCCAACCGGGUGCUCGUUGGUCUCCCCCUUUGUCGAGAUGAAGGAUACACGAAGUCGAGCAGUACGUUUGCGAGAUAUGUGGUCAUAGUUGCGACAUUCUUGCACCUUUUACCUCCAUCUUUGCGGCCAAUAUUCGCCCCUAUCAUCCAAGCAUUCGACAUGUACCAUUACCGCGGAAUUCGCAAGGCAAUCAUUCCAGUCAUCCAGUCUAGGAUUAUUGAGUACGAGUUUGGUACGAGACCGUGCGAGUAUAAGAACCCGGAUUACUCCAGGCAUAACGACUACAUUCAAUGGGCGCUUCAUGAUGCCUAUACCCACUUCGACGAGGAGUCGAUACGAGGUCGCGAUCCGGAAUUCAUCGCGAAACGUCUCACCGUUCUUACCUUUGCGGCGAUCCAGUCGUCAGUCAUUACGAUUACGAACGUAUUAUUCGACAUUGCAUCAUCACCGAAUUGCAUUGCCAUACAGAGUAGCCUGCGCACCGAAGUCCACGGUGUGGUCUCAUCCCGCCCGGAGUCCGAGCAGUGGCAGCGACUAGCUCUGCAGAGCAUGACGCGAAUUGACAGUACUCUACGUGAAAGUAUGCGACUGUGGGGCUUCUUGUCUCGCGGCGUGAUGAAGAUGGUCAAGAAAAAGGAGGGGAUCACGUUGCCCAGUGGCGAGUAUAUCCCUUACGGAAUGAAAGUCGGCGUGACCAGUUACUCCGCGCAACAUGAUGAAGAUUUCUGGCACGAUGCCAUGAGGUUCGAGCCGUUUCGGCACCUCGAAGGCGACGAUGGGAAGCCGCACGCCAUGGUCUCGACCAGUGAGACGUUUAUGGGAUUUUCGCACGGCCGGCACGCCUGCCCAGGUCGAUUCUUCGCAUCCAACCAGCUGAAGCUGCUCCUCGCGCAGAUCGUGCUGCGGUUCGAGAUCCAGCUGAUGGAGACGCGGCCCGAGAAUAAGUGGCUCAACAACAGCAUUGGGCCGCCGAUCUUUGACACGCUGCGAGUGAGGCAGCUUAAUCUUGAUACCGCAGAUAAUGCCUCUGUAGGGGAAGCUUCAAAUGAGUUGAAUAUCUCUCGAUUCAACGUGUUGAAGCUAGACAAGCUUACAGAGCAGCAUAUGGAUGUGCCUGGGAGACUCCGAUUUACGAACGUGUGAUUGUAUUACUAGGAGCAGGAUGAAUCCAUAACAUCCCUAAUAAUACCGGCUCUUAUUUCUGUAUGAU
Molecule: messenger RNA, 2018 nt
Organism: Eremomyces bilateralis CBS 781.70
Lineage: Eukaryota; Fungi; Ascomycota; Dothideomycetes; Eremomycetales; Eremomycetaceae
Product: cytochrome P450
Exons: 3
Coding region: 218-1951 (577 amino acids)
Molecular function (GO): iron ion binding; oxidoreductase activity, acting on paired donors, with incorporation or reduction of molecular oxygen; heme binding
Source: RefSeq, a predicted model, not a curated record